AUGGUGGUUCCGUCGAAGAAAGAACACAGCGGAAAACGUAAUGAUUCUUUAAAGGCAUCUAAACCGUCGCACAAACCGUUUAAGAAGACCAAGGACGAUGUUGCAGCGAGGUCUGAAGCCAUGGCUAUGCAGCUCGAAGAGGUUCCUGACUUUCCUCGAGGAGGAGGUUCUUCUCUGAGCAAAAGAGAGCGUGAGAAAAUCCAUGAAGAAGUGGAUGCUGAGUUUGAGGCAGAUGAGCGUGGUUCUAAGAGGACUAAAGGGGGGAAAUCUAAAAAGAGAAUCCCUACUGAUGUAGACGAAUUGGGAUCUCUUUUUGAUGGUUUUACUGGGAAACAGCCAAGAUAUGCCAAUAAGAUUACCAUUAAGAAUAUAUCCCCAGAAAUGAGGCUUUUGGGAGUUGUUACUGAAGUAAACCAGAAAGACAUUGUGAUUAGUCUUCCAGGUGGCUUACGUGGAUUAGUUCGCGCAAGCGAGGCAUUGGAUUUUACAGAUUUUGGGACUGAGGACGAUGAAAAUGAACUCCUUCGAGACAUUUUUUCUGUGGGUCAGCUUGUUCCGUGCACUGUACUGCAGUUAGAUGAUGAUAAGAAGGAGGCAGGCAAAAGGAAAAUAUGGCUCUCAUUGCAACUUUCUUUAUUGCAUAAGGGAUUCAGUUUGGAUUCCUUUCAACCAGGGAUGGUGGUUAGUGCAAACGUAAAGAGUGUCGAAGACCAUGGUUAUAUCCUUCACUUUGGAUUGCCUUCUAUCACAGGAUUUAUCGAAAAAAGCAAUGAUGGAACCCAAGAGUUAAAGACUGGGCAACUUAUUCAAGGCGUUGUUACAAAUAUUGAUAAAGAACGUAAAAUUGUUCGUCUUAGUUCGGACCCAGAUUCAGUGGCGAAGUGUGUGACCAAGGAUCUUAGUGGGAUAUCGUUUGAUCUUCUCAUUCCAGGCAUGAUGGUUAAUGCCCGUGUGCACUCCGUCCUAGAGAAUGGGAUAUUGUUAAGAUUUCUUAUGCACUUUACUGGAACAGUUGAUCUAUUCCAUUUACAAAAUCCAAUGUGUAACAAAAGCUGGAAGGAUGAGUAUAAUCAGACUAAGAUGGUUAAUGCUAGAAUAUUGUUUAUCGAUCCAUCAACUAGAGCUAUUGGUUUGACGUUGAACCCACAUCUUAUCGGUAACAAGGCUCCUCCUUUGCAUGUCUCUAGCGGAGGCAUAUUCGACGAAGCAAAAGUUAUGCGUGUUGAUAAAUCAGGCCUUCUUCUUGAACUCCCUUCCAAGCCUGUUUCAACUCCAGCAUAUGUUAGCACAUAUGACGUCGCAGAAGGUGAAGUAAAGAAACUGGAAAAGAAGUACAAAGAAGGUAACCGUAUCCGUGUUCGAAUCCUCGGACUUAAGCAGAUGGAGGGGUUGGCCAUAGGGACUAUAAAGGAAAGCGCUUUUGAAGGUCCAGUUUUCACCCACUCAGAUGUCAAGCCUGGUAUGGUGACGAAUGCUAAAAUCAUAUCUGUUGAUACAUUUGGUGCCAUUGUCCAAUUUCCGGGUGGUCUGAAGGCAAUGUGCCCACUUCGGCAUAUGUCUGAGUUUGAAGUUACGAAGCCGAGGAAAAAGUUCAAGGUUGGAGCUGAAUUAAUAUUCCGUGUUCUUGGCUGCAAAUCAAAGAGAAUAACUGUUACCUACAAGAAAACACUUGUGAAAUCUAAACUUCCGAUUUUGAGUUCUUACGCUGAUGCAACUGAAGGACUUGUGACGCAUGGCUGGAUAACAAAGAUUGAAAAGAAUGGAUGCUUUGUUCGAUUCUAUAAUGGGGUGCAAGGAUUUGUUCCCAGAUUUGAACUUGGUUUGGAGCCUGGAAGUGAUCCUGAUUCAGUGUUUCAUGUCGGGGAGGUUGUCAAAUGUAGAGUAACCAGUGCGGUUCAUGGUACUCGAAAGAUCAACCUCAGUUUUAUGAUAAAGCCAACAAGUGUUUCUGAAGACGAUUCAAUCAAGUUAGGUAGUAUUGUGUCAGGGAUAAUUGAUAGUAUAACUCCUCAGGCAGUCAUUGUCCGUGUUAAAUCCAAAGGUUUUCUGAAGGGAACAGUUUCUACUGAACAUUUAGCUGAUCAUCAUGAGCAAGCAAAAUUAAUGAUGUCACUCUUAAAACCUGGAUAUGAGCUUGACAAGCUGCUGAUAAUAGACAUUGAAGGCAACAACUUGACUCUCUCUUCAAAGUAUUCUCUCAUUAAGUUAGCUGAAGAGCUUCCUUCGGAUUUUAGCCAGCUCCAGCCUAACUCAGUGGUUCAUGGUUAUGUUUGUAACUUGAUUGAAAAUGGCUGCUUUGUCCGUUUUCUGGGUCGAUUGACUGGUUUCGCCCCGAGAAGCAAGGCAAUUGACGAACCCAGGGCAGAUCUGUCACAAUCCUUCUUUAUUGGGCAAUCGGUUCGGGCUAAUAUAGUUGAUGUCAAUCAAGAAAAAAGCAGGAUAACUCUUUCACUGAAACAGUCAUCUUGUGCUUCUAUAGAUGCUUCUUUUGUGCAAGAGUACUUCCUAACGGAUGAGAAGAUCUCGAACCUGCAAUCAUCUGAUAGUCCUGAAAGUGAAUGUAGUUGGGUUGAGAAGUUCUCUAUUGGGAGUUUGAUCAAGGGAACCAUACAGGACCCAAAUGAACUGGGUGUGAUGGUGAAUUUUGAAAAUAUUGAUAACGUCCUUGGUUUUAUACCUCAGUAUCAUUUGGCUGGAGCUACUUUGGAACAAGGUUCUGUUGUCCAUGCAGUUGUUCUUGAUAUUUCUAGGACAGAGAGACUGGUUGAUUUGUCUUUGAGGCCUGAUCUCAUAAACAACUCUACUAAAGAGGUGUCCAACAGUCAGUCAAAAAAGAAACGUAAAAGAGAUAUCUCCAAGGAACUUGAAGUCCACCAGAGGGUCAGUGCUGUUGUAGAGAUUGUGAAGGAGCAAUACUUGGUUUUGUCCAUUCCCGAACAUAGUUACACAAUCGGAUAUGCAUCAGUAUCAGACUAUAACACACAGAAAUCACAAGGGAAACAAUUUUCCACUGGACAAAGUGUUGUUGCGUCUGUUGAGGCUCUGCAAAACCCUUUGACGUCUGGGAGGUUGCUUUUACUCCUUGACUCUGUUUCCGGGAUUUCUGAGACAUCUCGUUCUAAGAGGGCAAAGAAGAAAUCAAGCUGUGAAGUUGGGUCUGUUGUCCAUGCCGAGAUUACGGAAAUAAAGCCGUUUGAACUAAGAGUAAACUUUGGCCAAAGUUUCCGAGGAAGAAUCCACAUAACAGAGGUAAAUGAUGCAAGUACAAGUGAAGAACCUUUGUCCAAAUUCAGAGUCGGGCAAACAAUGUCUGCAAGGGUUGUUGCAAAGCCCUGUCAUACUGAUAUUAAAAAGACUCAACUUUGGGAGCUUUCUGUAAAGCCCGCAACGCUUAGAGAGUCCAGUGAGUUGAAUGACCUACAAGUGAGUGAACAAUUGGAGUUUGUUGCUGGACAACGUGUCAGCGGAUAUGUCUACAAAGUGGACAAAGAAUGGGUAUGGUUGGCAGUAUCUCGCAAUGUGACAGCACGUAUUUUCAUUUUAGACACUGCAUGCGAAGCUCGUGAACUUGAGGAUUUUGAGAGUGGUUUUCCCAUUGGUAAAGCCGUUUCAGGCUAUGUUUUGACGUACAAUAAAGAGAAGAAAACAUUGCGGUUGGUUCAGCGUCCACUAGUUGAUAUCCACAAAAGAGACAGUGAAUCGGAUAAACUAGACGGUAGCAUUCCUGGUGAUGAUGCUACUCUAUUUAUUCACGAAGGAGACAUUCUGGGUGGAAGAAUUUCUAGGAUUCUUCCUGGUGUCGGUGGACUUCGUGUGCAAAUAGGUCCUUACGUGUUUGGUAGAGUUCAUAUUACUGAAAUCAGUGAUCCAUGGGUCUCCAAUCCAUUAGAUGGUUUUCGUGAAGGCCAAUUUGUCAAAUGCAAGGUCUUAGAAAUCAGUAAUUCUAGUAAAGGGACUUUGCAAAUUGAACUGUCAUUACGUACAUCACUAGAUGGCAUGAGUUCUGACCACCUUUCAGAAGCUUCCACCAAUGUUUUCCAACGUUUUGAGAGGAUUGAAGAUCUUUCUCCUGAUAUGGCCGUCCAGGGUUAUGUCAAGAAUACGAUGUCAAAAGGUUGUUUUAUUAUGCUUUCAAGAACACUCGAGGCUAAAGUUCUGCUGUCAAAUUUAUGUGAUACUUUUGUCAAGGAUCCCGAAAAGGAAUUUCCAGUAGGAAAACUUGUAUCUGGCAGGGUGUUAAAUGUGGAGCCGUUAUCCAAGCGGAUAGAAGUCACUUUGAAGACAGUAAAUGCUGGUGGACAACCAAAAUCUGAAUCUUAUGACUUGAAGCAAUUCCAUGUUGGAGACAUGAUUUCGGGGAGAAUCAAACGUGUGGAGCCCUAUGGCUUAUUCAUUGCAAUAGAUCAAACGAGCAUGGUUGGAUUAUGUCAUAAAUCACAGCUUUCUGAUGAUCGUAUUGAGGAUGUACAAGCCAGUUAUAAGGCUGGGGAAAGCGUCACCGCAAAGAUUUUGAAGCUGGAUGAGGAAAAGCGCCGUAUAUCGCUCGGGAUGAAGAAUUCUUAUUUGAUGAAUGGCGGCGAUGUCAAGGUUCAGCCACCAUCUGAAGAACACAUUAAUGAAGCCAGCAUGGAAUGUGACCCAAUCGAUGAUUCGAAGUCGGCAGUUGGUGAUUUUGGGUUCCAGGAUACUUCUCUGGUUCUUGCCCAAGUAGAAUCAAGGGCUUCUAUCCCUGCGCUUGAGGUUGACCUUGAUGACAUUGAGGAGUCUGACUUUGACAAAAAUCAGGAUCAGAAACUACAAGGAGCUGAUAAAGAUGAAAAGAGCAAUAGAAGGGAAAAGCAAAAAGACAAGGAGGAUAGAGAGAGAAAAAUACAAGCUGCUGAAGGAAGAUUGUUGGAGAAUCAUGCUCCUGAGAAUGCUGAUGAAUUUGAGAAAUUGGUUAGAAGCUCUCCAAAUAGCAGUUUUGUGUGGAUAAAAUAUAUGGCGUUCAUGCUCAGUUUGGCUGAUAUUGAGAAAGCCAGGUCCAUUGCUGAGAGGGCCUUGAGGACUAUAAAUAUCCGUGAAGAAGAAGAGAAGCUAAACAUAUGGGUUGCUUACUUCAAUUUGGAAAAUGAACAUGGAAGUCCUCCAGAGGAAGCUGUUAAGAAAGUGUUUGAAAGAGCCCGUCAAUAUUGUGACCCGAAGAAAGUUUACAACGCUCUCUUGGGCGUGUACGAGAGAACAGAUCAAUAUAAAUUGGCUGAUAAGCUGCUUGAUGAGAUGAUCAAGAAGUUCAAGCAAUCCUGCAAGGUUUGGUUAAGGAAAGUACAAAGUUCUCUAAAGCAACAUGAGGAAGGCAUUCAGUCCAUAGUGAAUCGCGCAUUGCUAUGUCUUCCGCGCCAUAAGCACAUUAAAUUCAUAUCACAAACGGCUAUCCUUGAGUUCAAAUGCGGAGUUGCAGAUAGAGGAAGAUCACUGUUUGAAGGUGUUCUUAGGGAAUAUCCGAAAAGAACAGACUUGUGGAGUGUUUAUCUUGACCAGGAGAUCAAGCUGGGAGAAAUGGAUGUAAUUAGAUCUUUAUUCGAGAGAGCCAUUAGCUUGAGUUUGCCUCCUAAGAAGAUCAAGUUUCUGUUCAAGAAGUUCUUGGAGUAUGAGAAAUCUUCUGGUGACGAGGAGAGAGUCGAAUACGUAAAGCAAAGGGCGAUGGAGUAUGUAGACAGUGCCUUGGCCUGA
Microthlaspi erraticum is the source of this 5712-nucleotide messenger RNA. Lineage: Eukaryota; Viridiplantae; Streptophyta; Magnoliopsida; Brassicales; Brassicaceae. The record is from the annotation of a GenBank genome assembly.